AUGCUCAUUGCUACAAAGGUCACAAAUCUGCUCCUGUGGAGUUCCUACCUUGCUGUCCUUGGGGCGGCGCAAAAUACGACGCCACAGGAGAUAGUCUGGGCUUCUGUCAUCUUCACUCACCACGGAGACAGUACACCAGUGGUGCAGCCUGGUACGCAAACAUUAACAUCAUAUGGUUCUCAGCAAUUGUUUGGUGCUGGUUCGUAUUUCCGAAGGCGCUACUUGAGUAGUUCUGAUACUGGGAUAAUGGGCAUAUCUACUACUGCUCCGGUGCCGUCUGAGCUUCGUGUCCUUUCGAUGGUCGAACAGUAUGUUUCCGCUUCAGCUACGUCAUUCUUGCAAGGCCUCUAUCCGCCAAACCGGCAGUCGGAUAACAGCACUGUGAAUAUCGCAAAUAUGGUGAAUGGGACCGUCAUCGACUUCCCCCUUGAUGGAUAUCAGUAUCCGGAAGUUUUUACCCCGAGCUAUAGGGACCCGGUCAGCACCCAAGUUGUUGGCCAGGCCAACUGUCCCGCGUACAGCGGUGCGAUUGUGGAGUGGGUUGAAAGCAGCGAAUUUCUUGCGUUGGCGACGGAAAGUCUCCAGUUUUAUUCCAGUAUCUACUCGCGUGUACUACGUGGUAUCCUUUCGGCCCAGAAUACCAAUUUCAUCAACGCGAUUGCCAUUUGGGAUUAUCUUAACUACCAAUACAUCCACAAUUCGACUGCCCGAAACGUAAUUUCCCUUGAAGACGUAAACCAGGCACGAUACUUCGCGGACAGAUUUGCGUUCGCAACCAACGGAAACAUCUCGACAAGUGGACAGGGCCGCGAUGACAAUGGCGAUCUCCUUGCUUUGGCGGGCAAGACGUUUUCGAGGUAUAUAUUGAACGCCUUUGAAAGCAAUAUCCGCACCAACGGCAUCAGCAGCAAGUUGGCAUUGGUAUUUGGCCGGCAUGAGCCGAUAAUGGCCUUUGCCGCACUGGCUAAAUUGAUUACAGACCGCUUUCCGAACUUCUACGGCAUGCCCGAGCGUGGUGCUUCGAUGGUUUUUGAGCUCUUCAGCCAGGGGUCCGGUUCCCCCCCUAGGCAAUACCCCUCUCAAACUGACCUGAUGGUCCGCUUCUUUCUUCGCAACGGGUCAAAUCCAUCAGGAACGGAACCCCCACUCACCUCGUACCCACUCUUCGGUCGUGAAGUGUCAGGCAUACCAUACAGAGAGUUCAGAAGCGAGAUGACGAAUAUUAUGUUGUCUGUGGCAGGGUGGUGUCGAACCUGUGCUAGCGAGUCAGUAUUUUGCCCUUCCUACCUGGCCAAUUUCGGAAGACUUGGCAACAGGCCAAAUUCACGUCGCUUAAGUCCUGCAGUGUCUGGAGUAAUUGGUGCAGUGGUUGGUUUGGUUAUUGUGGCACUUCUUGCUGGCCUCGCUGCGUGGUUGUUUGGUUUGCGCAUUCGUCGCACUGCCACACGCCGCAGGUCAGACCUUGGUGGGUUCAAGGGAGGGAAUAAGCUUGCCAGUGAUCCUGAUUUAACGUUUGGGGGCAAAGCUGGGCAGCAGGGGGUUGGCGUUUUUGUGAAGCAAGACGACUGUGAAGGGGGCAAUAGUUCUGGCGAUACCCAUGGUGGCCAUGAGCGGAUUGGAAGUUGGGAAUUGCGGUCCAAAUCAGCGAUUCCGAAUUCUGAAUCUGAUACCGAGAGUACGAGGAGAUUACGUGGAAAUGCGUCGGGACGAGUGAGCUUAGAGGAGGACGAUACGGUGGUCAGCACGAUUGCAGAGCCUGUCAAGGCGCACGAGCAUGUUUGA
This is a messenger RNA of Paracoccidioides lutzii Pb01, 1782 nucleotides long. RefSeq lists its product as hypothetical. The record is from RefSeq and is a predicted model, not a curated record. Gene Ontology annotation, molecular function: phosphatase activity. The transcript has a single exon. Gene Ontology annotation, biological process: dephosphorylation. The coding region runs from base 1 to 1782 and encodes 593 amino acids.